CCUUCUCUCUUUCUGCUUGGGUCUCGCUGUUUCAUCAUAUUCAAGAAGCGAGGGAGAGGGAGAAAGAGCACCCACGCAAAAUGAGGGGGAGCGAUGCAGUGAUGGUCUCGUCUGGAGAUGAUCAAGAGAUGGUCCUUCCGCUGUGGUUGAGGUCUAUCGCGAGCGCUAAGCUCUAUUGCUCGUGCGAGACUCAUCCCUCCGAACUGCGCACUUUCUACUGUAGAGUCUGUGGGGUAGCUGUCUGCAACGAGUGCAAGGAGCGACACAAUCUCUGCAAUCACGAGAUGAUAAAGGCAUACAAAGCUUCCAAAGGUCCGUCGUUCAGGCGGGACGACUUGGAGCCAUUGUGGGAUAUUUCCGAUAUCUAUCCAUAUAGUCAAAAUGGGUGUCUCGUUGCCUACAUACCCAAAAGGGGAGCUGGGAUGGCUUGCUCCCGUUCUCAGAGCGGCUUUGCAGAGUGCAAAAAAAAGAAGUCACCCGUUUUAUCCUCACAAUUAUAA
Messenger RNA from Syzygium oleosum, 500 nucleotides. RefSeq lists its product as uncharacterized. Lineage: Eukaryota; Viridiplantae; Streptophyta; Magnoliopsida; Myrtales; Myrtaceae. Bases 81 to 500 code for a protein of 139 amino acids. Gene Ontology annotation, molecular function: zinc ion binding. The transcript is spliced from 2 exons. The record is from RefSeq and is a predicted model, not a curated record.